AGGACUAUUUUCAUCAGCGGAUUAAAACACAGUUGCUGCUCUAACAAAUAUCUCCUGUCUGUUACUCUUAACUGUGCUUUCCUCUUCCAGGUGAGAUACCACGAGGACUUUGAGAAGAGUAAGGGCAGCUUCACUCCCACCAGCACAGACCUAACAACUGAGCGUGUGAAGAAGAACACGCAGGAGUUCAGCGACAUCAACUACCGUGGUAUCACCAGGAAAGUGGUGGAGAUGGAGAGGAGGAGGGCCAUCGAGCACGACCAGGAGACCACCACCGAUCUGCGUGUCUGGCGCACAAACCCCGGCUCUGUGUUCGACUACGACCCGGCCGAGGACAACAUCCAGUCCAGGAGUCUGCACAUGAUGUCAGUGCAAGCUCAGCGCCGCAGUAAGGAGCACUCCCGCUCCACCAGCGCUCUGAGCGGCCUCGCUGACGAGAAGUCUGAAGUUUCCCUGGACCCUGAACACCACAUGUCCCACUACAGCAACGGCUUCAUGGCCUCCUCCACGGGUAAAUACUCCAGAUUAAAACCCCAACAAUUCUGA
Notothenia coriiceps (black rockcod) is the source of this 546-nucleotide messenger RNA. RefSeq names its product nebulin-like. NCBI's taxonomy places the organism in Eukaryota, Metazoa, Chordata, Actinopteri, Perciformes, Nototheniidae. The record is from RefSeq and is a predicted model, not a curated record. The transcript is spliced from 3 exons. Gene Ontology annotation, biological process: cardiac muscle thin filament assembly. Gene Ontology annotation, cellular component: Z disc. Gene Ontology annotation, molecular function: actin filament binding. The annotation marks the transcript as partial.